Messenger RNA from Lathyrus oleraceus (garden pea), 1273 nucleotides. RefSeq names its product bZIP transcription factor 11. Gene Ontology annotation, biological process: positive regulation of DNA-templated transcription. The record is from RefSeq and is a predicted model, not a curated record. Gene Ontology annotation, cellular component: nucleus. The transcript has a single exon. Bases 549 to 1019 code for a protein of 156 amino acids. Gene Ontology annotation, molecular function: DNA-binding transcription factor activity; transcription cis-regulatory region binding. Lineage: Eukaryota; Viridiplantae; Streptophyta; Magnoliopsida; Fabales; Fabaceae.
UCUAGAUUUCAUUGUACAACUCAAUAUUAUUUUUUCAUCAACUUGUUACCUUUUUCUUCUAUAAAUUCACUCCUUCAAACCCUUUCACUCCUCUUCCACUUUCCCCUUCUCUCUCUGAAAACCUCUGUUUCCUCUGUUUUUUUCAGCAUCAAAUUCAUUUUUGAAGCUUAUUUUGAUUUGACACAUAAAAUAAAGCUUCAAAAAUCUUAAAUGCUUAACAUAUUGUUAUUGAUGUUUGAGAUUCAUGUAUCAAAUUCUGAGUGAAAUUUUCUUUUCUGGUUGUAUGAUCAAUUCUACUGUUAGGCGCAGGACCCAUUUAGUUCAAUCUUUCUCUGUUGUUUUCCUUUACUGGCUCUACUACGUUUCAUGAUUUCUAUUUCUUAAUCCUUUUUCUCUUUUUAUUACAUAAUUUUUCAUUUUUCAGCAAUUUUUUCCUCUUUUCUUUAUAUUAGUUUCUGGGUCCUGUGUCCUCUGUUUUGUGCUCUGUUUUCCUCUGUUUUUGUGCUCUGUUUUCCUCUGUUUUAGGUUCUGUUUCUGCAAUAUCUCACAUGGCUUCUUCAAGUGGAACAUCUUCAGGCUAUUCAACGCUUCCAAACUCAGGUUCAGAGGAAGAUUUGAUGCUUCUAAUGGAUCAAAGAAAAAGAAAGAGAAUGAUAUCGAAUCGCGAAUCGGCAAGGCGAUCUCGAAUGAGGAAACAAAAACACCUAGAUGAUCUUGCUCUUCAAGUAAGUCAACUAAGGAAUGAGAAUCAACAGAUUGUAACAUCUGUGAAUCUCACAACUCAACGUUUCUUGGCUGUUGAAUCUGAGAACUCAGUGCUUAGAGCUCAAUUGAAUGAACUCAACAACAGAUUUGAGUCUUUGAAUGAGAUCAUCAACUUCAUGAAUGUUACAAAUGGUGUUUUUGAACCUGUUAGUGUUGAUAAUGACAAUAACAACUACUUCAAUAACCCUUUGAAUAUGGCUUAUUUGAAUCAACCAAUCAUGGCUUCUGCAGAUAUGAACAUGAUGCAUUAUUGAGUUUGAAGUUUGAUUGAAUCUGAUGAAGAAAUUGUGAUGCUUGAGAGUUCAGAGAGAGAGAGAGAUAAGGAAUAAUGAUGAAUGUGUAGUUUUAGUAGUAAUGGUUCAUAAAGAAGGUGAAACUUGUUAGGUUCUGUUUCUAUAAAUGAACCUUGUUUGUGUUCACACUUUAAGGUUGUGUUUUUCUAUGAUUGAGUCACUAUUGUUGUUGUUUUCUCUUUGUUAUUAUAAUAUAUAAUAUAAUUUUAAUAAUA